AUGGAUGGCGGCUUUGAUAUGCUUGAGGGCGUGCUCCAACCCGGGCCAAGUCAUUCCUUGCGGCUGCCGGAGGGCGUGGUCGCCAAUGCCGAGUACCAGGGCGCUGCGCCCUCGUUUCCGCACAUUCCCAUUCCAUUACCAACCACCAACACCGGCACCUACGCGGAACGCAAGAAGGGGCCUUUCGAGGCGGUCCAGGAGAAGAGGCGGCUGCUCGGACUGAAGGAGACAGAGCCAGCAUCACCAACGUCGUCCAGGGCGACGGCGGUGAUGAUGCCGACGAUGCGCAACGCGCCGGUGUUGACGCUCACGCGGCCACAGCUGCAUCAGAUUAUGGGCGAGUUUGUGUAUGAGCAGCGCGACUGGCAGCGCCCCGUGUCCUAUCACACGUGGAAAUACGAGAUGCGGCGCGAAGCACAAAAGGUGCUCCCCUUUUUGUAUCUGGGCCCGGCCAAUGCGGCGCGCGACCGUGCGUUCCUCCAGGACGCGGGCAUCACCAAGGUGAUUGCGGUGCGGGACAGCCGGCUGGCCGACGCACGGCUGCUCGUGGUGGAGCACGUCACCGGGGCGAUGGGCAUCCGGUCCGAGUGCGUCGACGUCACCGGCAUCGACGGCCUGCUGCGAGCGCUGCCGGCCGCCGUCCAGAGCAUCAACCACCAUAUGCUGCACGACGUGCCGGCAGAUGGACACGGCGUCUCGACGGGCAAGGUGCUCGUGUUUUGCGAGACGGGCAACGUGCGCGCGCCGCCGGUGGUGACGGCGUACCUGAUGUCCAUGUUCGGCAUCGGCCUCGUCGACGCGCUGCACUACCUGUCGCAGAUCCGGUGCUGCAUCAGCCUGGACGAAGAGGCCAAGCACAUGCUGCUGUCCUUUGGCGACCUGCUGACUGCGCGGCGGGACGUGGCCCUGGCCGAGCAGGAGAUGGCCGGCGAUGAUGGAAAGCACGGCGACGCUCGUAUGGAGGACAUGGCCGACGACAGCGACCGCCCGUCACGAGCAACGCGGGUCGAAGCCAGCACCUUUCUCGGCGUGCCGUCUUCGCACGCAUCCCCUGCGCGCGACGCACAAAGUCGAAGCCGGCCUGCCAAGCGGAGCGUGGACGAGACCAUGGACGAGGACGACGACCGCGUCGAGGCGGCCAGCGAGCUUGCCUUUUCGCGCGAACCGUCGGCAGAGCCCUGCCGACCGAACUUGGACAGCGCGCGGUACCAGGACCGCGCCCACUUUACGCCAUUUACCGACACGACCGUGCAGUAG
This is a messenger RNA of Sporothrix brasiliensis 5110, 1257 nucleotides long. Its product is annotated as dual specificity protein phosphatase 3. Gene Ontology annotation, cellular component: nucleoplasm; cytoplasm. Gene Ontology annotation, biological process: protein dephosphorylation; negative regulation of SCF-dependent proteasomal ubiquitin-dependent catabolic process; negative regulation of protein binding. Lineage: Eukaryota; Fungi; Ascomycota; Sordariomycetes; Ophiostomatales; Ophiostomataceae. The record is from RefSeq and is a predicted model, not a curated record. The transcript has a single exon. Gene Ontology annotation, molecular function: protein tyrosine/serine/threonine phosphatase activity; F-box domain binding. The coding region runs from base 1 to 1257 and encodes 418 amino acids.